Molecule: messenger RNA, 1279 nt
Organism: Nymphaea colorata (pocket water lily)
Lineage: Eukaryota; Viridiplantae; Streptophyta; Magnoliopsida; Nymphaeales; Nymphaeaceae
Product: novel plant SNARE 11-like
Exons: 11
Coding region: 141-926 (261 amino acids)
Biological process (GO): retrograde vesicle-mediated transport, Golgi to endoplasmic reticulum; vesicle fusion
Cellular component (GO): Golgi apparatus; ER to Golgi transport vesicle membrane; SNARE complex
Molecular function (GO): SNAP receptor activity; SNARE binding
Source: RefSeq, a predicted model, not a curated record
CGUCCGAUCCCCUCUGCGAGUUGCUGCGGUCCGUCGAUCUCCAUCCUCCGGUGAGCGAGCGUACUUUCUGUUCCUGUCGUCCCUGUCUCUUUCUUUUCCGCCCUCACAUUUCUGCAUUUGCCAAGCUCCCAGCGACCAACAUGGAUCCGAUGUCGAUGGUCAGCGGCACCCUCGCCGAACUCGAUGGGCAGAUCACCGAUAUGUUCCGGGCAUUGGCGAAUGGCUUUCAGAAGCUGGAAAAGAUUAAAGAUGCUAGUAGGCAGAGUAGACAAUUGGAAGAACUGACAGGAAAGAUGCGUGACUGUAAGAGGCUUAUUAAGGAGUUUGACCAAGGAAUUAAGGAAGAAGAGGGUAGUUAUGAUUUCCAAACAAAUAAGAUGCUCAGUGAGAAAAAACAGUCAAUGAUUAAAGAAUUGAAUUCCUAUGUCGCACUUCGCAAAAAAUAUUCAAGUUCCCUUGAGAACAAGAGAAUUGACCUGUUUGAUGGACCUGGCUCUGAAGGACCUCCUGAGGAUAAUGUUAUACUAGCUUCAUCAUUGACAAAUCAGCAGUUGAUUGACAAAGGAAACCAAAUGAUGGAUGAAACUGAUCAAGCUAUAGAGAGGUCAAAGCAGGUUGUUGAACAGACAAUUAAUGUUGGGGCAGAAACAGCAGCAGCUUUGAAGGCACAGACAGAACAAAUGAGUAGAAUUGUCAAUGAGUUAGACUCUAUUCACUUUUCAAUCAAGAAGGCUUCCCAACUUGUGAAGGAAAUUGGUAGGCAGGUUGCUACUGAUCGGUGUAUAAUGGCUAUGCUGUUCAUCAUUGUCUGUGGUGUGAUCGCCAUCAUCGUUGUAAAGAUUGUGAACCCAAACAACAAAGAGAUUCGAGAUAUCCCAGGCUUGGCACCUCCAGUGAUGUCGCGGAAACUGCUUUGGGAUAACUGAGUGGAGCAUGACAAUUUUGAUUCUCAUACUUGUUAUUGUUGUUGUCGGUCGUUCUUUCCUCAUUCUUUUCCCCCAUUGUUGCCAUUGCAUCUGCAACUGUGGCUGCAGCAGCUGCAACUAUUGUCUGUGCCGUGGUAGAAAAUGUUGGAUGUUGGGGGUUGUUUCACAUUAUUUUCUCUUGUCUGAGCCAGUGGCUGUAUAUGCCCGAUGUACCAAGAAUUAAAGUUCAUUGUAUAAUCGUUGUUAGGUUGGUCGAACAACUGACUUGUCGUGUACAAAUGUUUAUCCAGGUGUACUAUGUAUUCUACUUGUGCCUUAUGCUUUUAGGUCCUUGAAGAGAAAGUUUUUAGAUG